Molecule: messenger RNA, 1987 nt
Organism: Bufo gargarizans (Asiatic toad)
Lineage: Eukaryota; Metazoa; Chordata; Amphibia; Anura; Bufonidae
Gene: UBE2G1
Product: ubiquitin conjugating enzyme E2 G1
Exons: 6
Coding region: 133-645 (170 amino acids)
Biological process (GO): proteasome-mediated ubiquitin-dependent protein catabolic process; protein polyubiquitination
Molecular function (GO): ubiquitin conjugating enzyme activity
Source: RefSeq, a predicted model, not a curated record
AGAGCGAAGAGUGAGAGGGACAGAGUGAGGAGCCGGGGAGGGAGAACGAGAGGUGACGGCUCGGACCAGCUGUGCUGCUCCCUCCUCUCCUGUGUUCCUGUAGUCAGCCAGUACUGCUCACAUCGGUACAGCAUGACGGAGCCGCAGUCCGCGCUCCUGCUGCGGAGGCAGCUCGCAGAACUAAAUAAAAACCCAGUAGAAGGCUUCUCAGCAGGUUUAAUAGAUGACAAUGACCUAUACCGGUGGGAAGUUCUUAUUAUUGGUCCUCCAGACACACUAUAUGAGGGUGGUGUAUUCAAAGCACAUCUUACUUUUCCAAGGGAUUAUCCCCUACGGCCGCCUAAAAUGAAAUUUAUAACCGAAAUCUGGCACCCGAAUGUUGAUAAGAAUGGCGAUGUGUGUAUUUCUAUUCUUCACGAGCCUGGAGAGGAUAAAUAUGGCUAUGAAAAACCAGAAGAGCGCUGGCUUCCUAUUCAUACAGUGGAAACUAUAAUGAUCAGUGUCAUUUCUAUGCUAGCAGAUCCUAAUGGAGACUCCCCAGCCAAUGUAGAUGCAGCAAAAGAGUGGAGAGAAGAUCGUCAUGGAGAAUUUAAGAGGAAAGUUGCCCGCUGUGUAAGAAAAAGCCAAGAGACUGCUUUUGAGUGACAUUUAUGCAGCAGCUAGUAGCUUCACAAUUUCAGGGUCUCCAUUUGAGAAACAAGGCACUGUUUUUCCUGCACUCUACCCACCUUUUGCUGGACUUUUUGUUGUAAUUAGUUGGCAAGCACUGGCUGGCACCGGGGUUGCAAUAAAACAUGCCAGUUAUCAAUGCUGACAAGAGCCUAAAAAGUGCCAACUUGAAGGUGAUUUUCGCAUUUCAAAAAUCUAACGAACUGCUUUAAACUUCAGGAAGAAUUGUACAGACCUGUACAUAGCACAACAUGAUCCGGAUAAUAUAUAUAAUGUUCAUGUACAUCCAUAACUACACAUUGUACCAAAUAAUGCUUUCUUGUUAGGAAACCAAUAGUGUAACGUCUGAGAAUGCAAACGGAACAAGAAAUGAAGGAAGAGUGUUUGUACUCGGGGUUUGCCAGUCUUCUGUUCAGCCUAUUUGCCAGAUUUAUGUUUUUCACCCCCCUUCUAGAUUGUAAAAAAAAAAAGUGAGCAGAAGGGACCGUAUUUGAGCAGUGCAGGUGCCCGCUACCCUCCUGGCAAGUGCUCAUGAAGUCUUUCAAAUGUAUCUUUCUUAUGCUCUCCAAACUGAAAUAGUUCUUUCUAUGCAGAAAAGCCCUUUGGUGGUCUUGUAGAUAAAACUGUAAAUGUUGGUUUUAAUUUUUCUGUGCAGCAGGAUUUUAGAAUUCCCCUUCCAAAUGUUCGCCCAUCUUACUGACUUUUGGCAUCACAAGCUAAUGACUAAUGUCCUGAAAUAUUUGGUGGUCACUGCAGGAGUUUGGUUACUUUUUUUUUUUUUUUUUUUUUUUUUUUUUUUUUUUGAUAAUAAUCCAUAUUUAACCCCUAAGGGGAGUAUGGUAACGAAACUUCUGAAGUGCCUCAUCUCCCAGCAAAUGUUAGGUGAACCCCUGGUAAACAAAUGCUGCUCAUCCUGGAUGUUCCAAGACAUUUGCUCCAAUCAUCCUAAAACCCUGCUGCUUUUAAUAAAGCAUCCCGUGAAUUCGUCGGUCGCAUUUUCUGUACAAUACUUUUCCUUAACUGCCUGGUCUUUAACUUGAAAGAAGAAAGCAUGCAUACGUGUCAGUUUAUUAAAUUAUCUUCAGGGUUUGACAUAAUGUUGCAUUUUCUCGUAAUUUUUUAUUUUUUUUUCCCCACCCCCACACUUCUCAUGUGACUUUUUCCACCUCAGCGCUCUGAUCAUUCUUUCUUUUUCAACAGUUUUUGCUCACCCAUUGUACAAAGAGAAAAUUGCGAUGUAUAUUUUCAUGUAAUUUGAUUUUGGAAAUCUGUCACCUACUGUAGUGCGUUCUUCCAAAAUAUAAUUUUUUUCCAAUAA